Messenger RNA from Caenorhabditis angaria, 2269 nucleotides. The record is from the annotation of a GenBank genome assembly. Lineage: Eukaryota; Metazoa; Nematoda; Chromadorea; Rhabditida; Rhabditidae.
AUGGAGAUUGAUGUUGAGGCGGCGGCAUUGGAGCAAGUAAAAGCUCUUCUUCAGCGACCUGAUCAACUAGAAAAGUUGCCAGAAUUGAAAAAACGAGCGGAUAGAAAAAAAUUGGCGGUUGAAGCGAUGCUUCGAACUGGUGUUCAAGGACAAUUGGAAGGAAUUCGAACUGCGAUUGCACAUUUACAAACAGCAUCAGAAGAUAUAACUUCGAUUUCUCAAGGAGUUGAAGAAAUUCGAGAACGAUUGAAACCAUUUCCACAACUCAAGGAAAAAUUGAGAGAAUUACGAGAUGCAAAUGCAAGACACAGUCAAUAUGAAGCUGCGAUGGAAAAUUUGAAACAUAUUUUCAAUAUAAAUUCGACAUUACAAGAGAUUAGAGAUGCGUUAGAAGAUGAGAAAUCAGGAGGAAAUUUGUUGUUGGCACAUAAACAGUAAGCAGUUCUUUAUCGGAAUAUUUUAUGGAAAAAAUCUUGAAUUUUUCUCAAAAACUGAAUGAAAAUCUUCUAAUUGAGAUUCCCAAUUAAAAAUAUUAAAUUUCCAUUUUUGAAAUCCCUAAAAAUUGUUGCGUUUUUCAGCAUAAUGGAUUUGGAGCGAGCCCGCGAUGAAUUAUUAGCCGAAGUUCACAAAAUGGACACUGGAAAAACAGAAUACGAAAAAAAUCUUCUCAUCAAUUUUUUCAAAGGCGUCAAUAUUGUGGUCGAAGAAUUAUCCAAAAAUAUGUGGUUUAUUCUAGCACGAACUUUAGAAAUGGUAAAAGGAAAUGAGCACGGAGCUGGACCACAACAAGUUGUAACAUGUAUUCGAAUUGUUGAAAGAGAAGAGAGAAUUGAUAAAUUUUAUAUGGAUAAUAAACAGACAAAUUCGAAUGCAUUUAUGCCACCUGGAAGACCAAGAAGAUGGAAAGAAAAAGCAUUGCAAGCACUUGAAAAAACUGUAGUUUUUCGAAUUGAAGGAAAUCAAUUAGAAGAUCGAGAUUUGAAUAAAGCAUGGUUGGCAAGAUAUUUAGAAGUUUGUAGAAAUGUUAUUAUGGAUGAUUUAUUGGUGGCAAAAGCUGCGAUUCCUUGUUUUCCUCCAGAAUAUCAAAUUUAUGAUCGAUAUGUGGCAAUGUAUCAUAAUGCUGUUUGUAAAAGAGUAUGUUUUUUAUCAAAAUACUUAUUUGAAACUGAAAUUAGAUAGAAUACGUUUCAAACAUUUUUAAUUUCUUGAUUUCUUAAGGUAAAAUUAAAUAUCAUCACUUGUCUAGAAAGAAUAUAGAAACAACAAUUUUUGUAAAUUUAGCAUCAUUCCUAUGAUAAACAUUUCAAAAUUUCAGCUCCGCGAAAUCGCUUCAGAAGAUAUGGAAAAAUCGGAAUUGGUUCAACUCAUGUCAUGGAUCAAAUUUUAUGCAAGCGAAGAUAUGUUGGGACAUCCAAGAUUGAAAAUCAAUGCUCCUGCACUUCUACAAGAUUCGCCAGUUUUGACAAGAAGUACAUUGAAUCAAUUAUGUGAUUCAUUUAUUGAAAUGUCGAGAAAAGAUUUGCAAUUAUGGCUCAAAAAUACAGUGUCCCACGAGAAAGAUGUAAGAGUUUUUAAAAACAUUUUUCUAAAAUUUAUUAAAAUUUUUAAUAUAGAUAGUAGACUAGGAAAGUGAGCGGAUUUCUUUAAAAAUUUGAAACUUCAAAAGUUUUUUUUUCAGUCAGUUUUUUUAUUCUAGUUAUUUUUCUUUAUGGUUCCAAAAAUUGCCAAAAAAGUUGAGAAUAUUUUGAAACAGUGAUAUUUUUUUUCAAAAAAUAUUAAUUUAGGUGAAGUUAUUUUUGUUUUGAAAGAAAUUGACUGAAAAGUCAUUAUUUUUCCAGGAUUGGUACAAAAAUGCGAGACCAAGCGAGGACAAUCAUGGAUAUUUUUAUACUGAUCUACCAAAUACGGUAUUUGGAAUGUUGAAAGAUACGGUAAGUAUUAUCUUAUAUUAUUUCAUUGUUUGUUUCCCUUGCUCGUUUUCUCAAGGAUUUUCUUUUUGCAAAGCCAAUUUUGAAAAGACGCCUAGCGAAAAGAAAAAAUGACGUGUUUUCGGAGCUGAAAAUUGGCUGAAUUUGUGUGCUGAAUUUCACGUGGAACUAGUCAUUUUUGCAUGAGGGUCUAAAGGUUAAUUAAAGUUUAUUCAUUUCGCAUCAGAAACUAGUCAUUUUAGUAUUAUUAUUAUUUAUGAAAAGAAGAACAAAAAGUUGGAUGAGUCGACCAAAAAUAGCAAAUAUUCCAGAUAAUUGCCUCAAUUUUUGUUGUAAUAUGA